Molecule: messenger RNA, 1193 nt
Organism: Strigops habroptila (Kakapo)
Lineage: Eukaryota; Metazoa; Chordata; Aves; Psittaciformes; Psittacidae
Gene: TXNL4A
Product: thioredoxin like 4A
Exons: 5
Coding region: 380-595 (71 amino acids)
Biological process (GO): mRNA splicing, via spliceosome
Cellular component (GO): U5 snRNP; U4/U6 x U5 tri-snRNP complex; spliceosomal complex
Source: RefSeq, a predicted model, not a curated record
GUCUGUGGUCACUUCCGCUUUCCCUCACGCCGCGGCUCCGGAUCACCGAGAGAAGGAAGCCCAAGGGGCUCGCCACCCGCCCUGCAGGAUGUCGUACAUGUUGCCGCACUUGCACAAUGGCUGGCAGGUGGACCAGGCCAUCCUCUCGGAAGAGGACCGGGUUGUGGUCAUCCGCUUCGGGCAUGACUGGGACCCGACCUGCAUGAAGAUGGAUGAAGUCUUGUACAGCAUUGCUGAGAAGAAAUGGCAAAUUAAAGGGGGAGAUCCUUCCUCAUCUUCUUGCUUACAAGCCAUGUUUGGAUCUCUGCUGUUUUAAAGAGUAAAAAACUUUGCUGUUAUUUAUCUUGUGGAUAUCACUGAAGUACCAGACUUCAACAAGAUGUACGAGUUGUACGAUCCCUGUACCGUCAUGUUUUUCUUCAGGAACAAACACAUCAUGAUUGAUUUAGGUACAGGUAAUAACAACAAGAUCAACUGGGCAAUGGAAGAUAAACAAGAGAUGAUUGACAUUAUAGAAACUGUUUAUAGAGGAGCCCGCAAAGGUCGAGGUUUGGUGGUAUCGCCAAAAGAUUAUUCCACUAAAUACAGAUACUGACAUUUUUUGGGGCUGCCUUUUUUUUAACUCUACAUCCACUUAAGUUUAUUCUUGUGUAUGUGUACAUAUAUAUAUAUAUUAAAAAAACCCAAACCUACAAAUCCUUUAACUUUGAGCAUAUUUUGAAUUAUUUAAAAGGUUUGAAUUCCAUUUGGAAAAGGAGAAGAUGCGAAGCCUGGAACUUGUCUGACUGCAGUAGUAUUUACUGUAGAUUAAUUUUGGGUUGUUGGGGGGUUUUUUAUUUUUUAAAGACUUUACUCUAUGGUGUCCUUUUGGCAUUAUGUAUUUUUGUACACAAAAAGCCUGUUUGCAGAAAAUAAUUUCCACUGGUUUUGUUUUCUUUUAUUACAUAAAUACCUGGGAAGACUAUACUACAGCUUUUUAUAAAAAAAUAAAGUGAAUUCCACUUAUUCACCUUAAUUUUCUUUAGCUAAUUAAAUUUGAGAAUGAAAACUAAUGGGAUGCAAAGUCAUAAUGUUGAAGAUAAAAGCUCAUCACUUCUGUCAGAAUAUUCUUGCAUAGUACCUUGGUCUUCUGUAUCCAUUAAAAAUAGAAUAAAACACUAAGAUGCAUUUAUCAAUAUUUAGCUCAGAGAAAA